AAAAAAAAAAAAAAUUUAAUGUAUAGAACAAAACGACAUUUCCCGUUAGGUUUGGUUUAAUACUCGCACCUGAUGGAAAAGCCUUUGACUCUUCCUGCCAGGUGCAAAUCUCAGCACCUGUACGGUACAACAAAUCAAAUUACAAUUUUACGCACAAAUAAAUCUAGUGUGCGUGUGUGUGUGUGCGCGUGUGUGCGUGUUGGGGGGGCGUAUUUGAAGCCAAGAAUGCAAUUUUACGUCCCCAGUAGCCUUCACAGCCAGGAGGUCCACUUAACGGAACAUGCGUGGAUUAGUUGAACGGAAGAAAAUCUCGUGUAAAUGUUAAAUGUCGAUAGAAUAAUUUCCGCCGAAUGCUGAAACUCCCGCUGUCAUGUGAACAGUACCUUCGAUAAGCCUCGCCCCCUCCCACACGCCGUGCAUAGGCCGUAACCUGCUUACCGCAAACCGUCUGGGCUGAAAUGGCCCGGCCUUCACGAAGGCCAGUAAUGGCGGUAAUGGGGAACGUUAUUCAGGGAUGUGCAGGCCAGGAGCCUGCAUCUCCCGCCUAAAUCUCCAGGGGUGGAAAAGCAGCUCGCUACCCUCUCCUCCUCACGCCCCCAUCUGUCCGUCCAUCCUUACGUCCACCCUGAAGGGGUUCAUCGGGGGGGCUCCAUGGGGUGUGGGGGCAGCCGGACGGACGCCCUGGAGCCGAGGUACCUGGAGAGUUGGACGAAGGAGACGGAAUCGACAUGGCUGACCAGCACGGACACGGACGUGCCUCUGUCCGCCAUCCAGAACAUCCCCUCCGAGAGCUCCUCCCAGCUGGGCUUCAGCGCUGAGAAAAACAACAGCCCCGUGGCAGAUUUUUUUGACGACAGCUUCCCGGGCCCUGCCCAGGCGUACAUGAAGGUCUGCUCCGCCAUGUCCGAGGCUGGCCUGGGCGGCACCAAGGCGGACGCCGACGCCACAGUACCGACCUCCCAACAGCAGGAGGCGCUGCCCGCAGCACAUGGCGCCACACUGCAGAAGAGGAGCGUGAUGCACACUGAGGAAGUUACAGAGUGGCGUGACGACCGGAUGUCCACCAAGCAGGUGACCAUCACCGUCACGCAGAGCGUGCGGCAGGUGGACCGGGCCGGCUGGAUGAGGGAGACGUCCCGCACCACCUUCCAGGUCCUGAGGCCCGCCGAGGACCGCAAGGAGGCGCCGGCCGAGAAGAGCCCAAAAUGAGGAGGACCCGCGGCUGCUCCUGCGCGAGUGCGUGAGAGAGGGAGAGGGAGAGAGAGGGACGGGGGGAGAGAGAGGGAGACAGAGGGAGAGGGAGGGAGAGGGAGGGAGGGAGAGAGAGAGAGAGACAGGGGGAGAGGGAAGCCGCUGGGUCUUUUCAUCCCUCUCAGGCUAAAGAAAAUGGGCGGGACUGCUGGGAUUUGUAGUCUCUUUCAGGCUACAGGAAGGGGAAGCUGCUGGGAUGUGUGGUCUCUAACAGACUGAAACCUGGGGGAUGUGCUUGGGUUUGUUAUAUUCAGAGAUGGAAAGUCCAGGGGCCAGAAAGUAAAAGUCCUGCCAUGCAGUUCUUUCACCCCCAGCUGAUUUCACUAAUUAGUUCUGCUUCCUGGCUGAAGAAUUGUGCUAAUUAGCAAAUCCAGGUGAUUUGAAGAAAAUACUGGGGAGGACUUGCACUUCCUGGACCUGGAUUUUUCACCGUUGGUUCCAUUUUUUUUCUUUUUUUUUUAAAGCCUGGAACAGUCAGUGUGCACCUGGCUGUGUGUCCUUGCUUAGCUGUAAUCAUCUCUCUGCUCGGCUGGGUUUUUUUUAAGUUCUUCUUAUGGCUGUGAAACCUGGAUGUGGCUGUGAGUCAGAGGAGAAGAGACUCUUCAAAACGAACCUGACUGCCAUUCAGCCCCGUGGAUUAGGGAGACCUGUGCAACUCGAGUGCAGCGAUGCUGCUCCUCUGCUGGUGCAGAAUUAAACAGCAGUGCGUCCUGUUUCCACAGCUAGCGAUUAGACCUCCCCUUGCUGUGUUAGACCCAGGACAUUUACAAAUUUUCAUAUUUUCUAAUCCAAGGACAUUUUUGCACACAUCUCUCAGAUUAUCAGCAUGUGUCAUCAAAACCAGUAACA
Messenger RNA from Anguilla rostrata (American eel), 2100 nucleotides. RefSeq names its product BAALC binder of MAP3K1 and KLF4 b (gene baalcb). The transcript is spliced from 4 exons. Bases 652 to 1209 code for a protein of 185 amino acids. Lineage: Eukaryota; Metazoa; Chordata; Actinopteri; Anguilliformes; Anguillidae. Gene Ontology annotation, cellular component: cytoplasm. The record is from RefSeq and is a predicted model, not a curated record.